UCUCGUUCAGGAAGGCUGUUUUUUGUCCUGCUGCGACUCGAAGGUAAAGUUUCCUGUUGUUGGAUAAUGACCAGAGGAUGUGGCUGAAGAUCACCGACCUGUUUUAAGGUGGUUUGACCUGAAAUAACGGAAGGGAUCAGGACACAUGUUUUCUUGGAUGUUUCCCGUCAGUGAAUAUUUUUUUCUCUCUGAUCGUGAUCCUACUGACUGUGGCUGGUUUGGUUCUGGCUGGACGUCGCAAACAUGGACGCCUCUGAUCAGAUGAACGAACCUAUCAAUCAAAACGAUGGUCUGGCUGCUGAGGCCUGCACACAGAAAGGCACCUCACCUGCAGACAUGCUGAGGAUCAAACAACAGAUGUCUAACCACUGCUUUGAGAUGAGUGUGCAGCUCAAUGCAGGGAAAAGUAAGCGGUCCUGCAGCGCAUCUGAAGCAGAAAGAGGGUUGCCAAACUACAUAUCUGAGCUUGAACGUGUGAAGAUGGUCCAUUUUAACAGCACCCUGGCAUUGCACAGGAUGCAGAUGUGGCACGCCAUUGGUGAAAAACUUAAGCAAACAGAUCCAGAUGCAGCUGCCCUGAUGGCUGUGGGGGAUCGCUGUAUGGUUCUGUGCUCCAAGAUAAAAGAACUUCAGAAUGAAAACCGGAAUCUGCAAGAAAAAAUUACAGAAAUACAGAAGAAGAGACUGGAAUUGAAGCGACUCACAGAUGAAAAAAUGAAAGAAGUGGAGGAAUUAAUGUCCAACAAAGAGCAUCCAGACUCAGAAAAGUACAAAACCUUGCUGGAGAAAGGUCAAGCAACCCUGGAGAAAUAUAAAAAGAUGACCACAAUGACACAGAAUGUCCUAAGGGGCAUCCUGUUAGCAUGUAAAGUCAACUGGCUGGAUGAUCCAAAACUUCGGGAAACUGCCCUAACCCUGGAGGAUUUCCCCAUCUCUGAUUAGAGCAUGAAAUAUUAAUCUAAGCUAAAUAUUUUUGUUUUUUUCUGUUAAAUAAAAAAUGCACUUCU
This is a messenger RNA of Cyprinodon tularosa, 1007 nucleotides long. It is a transcript of the gene cenph, whose product is annotated as centromere protein H. Gene Ontology annotation, biological process: kinetochore assembly; mitotic spindle organization; chromosome segregation. The record is from RefSeq and is a predicted model, not a curated record. NCBI's taxonomy places the organism in Eukaryota, Metazoa, Chordata, Actinopteri, Cyprinodontiformes, Cyprinodontidae. The coding region runs from base 244 to 942 and encodes 232 amino acids. The transcript has 10 exons. Gene Ontology annotation, molecular function: kinetochore binding. Gene Ontology annotation, cellular component: nucleus; kinetochore.